Rhizoctonia solani is the source of this 417-nucleotide messenger RNA. Its product is annotated as transporter protein SFT2. Gene Ontology annotation, biological process: endoplasmic reticulum to Golgi vesicle-mediated transport; retrograde transport, endosome to Golgi. Lineage: Eukaryota; Fungi; Basidiomycota; Agaricomycetes; Cantharellales; Ceratobasidiaceae. Gene Ontology annotation, cellular component: COPII-coated ER to Golgi transport vesicle; endoplasmic reticulum; Golgi membrane. The coding region runs from base 1 to 417 and encodes 138 amino acids. The record is from RefSeq and is a predicted model, not a curated record. The transcript is spliced from 5 exons.
AUGUGGCUUUCUGAUGGACAAAAAAUUGGCGUUGGUCUCACCUCUUUCGGUGUCUUCUUUAUGUUUCUUGGUGUAAUGCUGUUCUUCGAUGGCGGCUUACUUGCGCUUGGCAACAUCUUAUUUGUGUCUGGACUUACGUUGAUCAUUGGUCCUACCAAAACAUUUUACUUCUUUGCCCGAAAACAAAAGCUUCGUGGAACAAUUUGUUUCGUCGCUGGCAUCCUUCUGGUCUUCUUCAAAUGGCCUUUUAUUGGCAUGCUUAUAGAGACCUUCGGAUUUCUUAACUUAUUCGGCGAUUUCUUCCCUGUCAUCGUUUCAUUCCUACGCCAAUUGCCAUUCAUCGGAACGUUCCUGAACUUGCCGUACAUAAAAGGAGUUGUAGAUCGCAUAGCUGGUACUCGCACAUCAAUAGUGUAA